Molecule: messenger RNA, 3765 nt
Organism: Penicillium manginii
Lineage: Eukaryota; Fungi; Ascomycota; Eurotiomycetes; Eurotiales; Aspergillaceae
Exons: 7
Coding region: 1-3765 (1254 amino acids)
Biological process (GO): microtubule-based movement
Cellular component (GO): cytoplasm; kinesin complex; membrane-bounded organelle
Molecular function (GO): kinesin binding
Source: RefSeq, a predicted model, not a curated record
AUGAAUAGCCAGAGAAAGUCACACGUCUUCCGGGUGACGGGCCUGUUAAAGGAACUGCCCGAUGGCAACCUCAAGACCGAUGAGGAUCUCAGAACAGCACUGCAAGAGGCACUCGACGACAACCUCACCGAUGAGGAAAGAUCGCAGGUCAAAGCUGAGGUUACAAUCGUACCUUCAUGCUAUGAAAGUGACAUAGAGAGGGCGGCGCUGGUGCAGUUCCGUGGUAGGAUGCCUGAGUUUCUCUCUGAGCUGAGAGUCAACCCGCUCGGAGACUGGCAGGUCGAGAUGGGAGACGAUGACAUCAACUUCGACUGUCACUUCUUUGGAUUCACCCAGCUCUACGCGCCAGAUGAAAAUAAGCCAAUGGUUGCAGAUAUCAUUGCUAUUGCAGGACUGGAUGGACAUGCGUACGGAUCAUGGCAAGGAAGAGGAAAUCUUGGCCGGAUGUGGCUCCGCGAUUUCCUGUCAAAGGAUCUUCCGCAGUGCCGCACGAUGAUCUACGGGUACAACAGCAAGCUGUCGAGUCACGGAGUCGAUACGAUUCUCGACUAUGGGCGGGAGCUGAUGGAGGAGAUCAAGAAGAUUCGGAACACAAAAGAGCUCCAGCAGAGACCUCUGGUAUUCAUCGCACAUAGCUUUGGAGGCAUUGUUAUGGCUCACUGUCUGGUGCGGGCUAUCCAGGCGAUGGAGGGAGAUCACCCGGCGAUCGUAUCGCUGUAUCCGGCCACUUACGGGAUGAUCCUCUUUGCCAUCCCACAUAAAGGACUAGUGAUGGAUGAUAUCCAGCAAAUGUUGGCCGGCGAUGGACAUCACCCGCGAGGACAGUUGCUGCAGCAGAUCUCUAGUAAAUCAGACCUACUGAUACAUCAACUAGCCGACUUCAAAAAUUUGAUCCGGGACCGUAAAGUGGUCAGCUUCUAUGAGACAGAGCAGACAAGGCGGACUCGGAAAGCGGACGAUGGACACGCACGGGGGGAUUUUAUGACGACGGUCGGCGCAGACUCGGCGCUUCUCCAGCUUCCCGACCAUGUCGAGGACAAGGUGCCACUACAUGCAGAUCACUCGAUGAUUGUCAAAUUCGACAAGCGGGAUGCGCCUGGGUAUCGAACGGCGCUGGAUAGACUGCGGGAUUUCUCAAAGGACGCGCCAUCGGUUGUGGCGGCUCGGUUUGCGCAGACGCGUGCGAGGCCCCAGCCGUGCUCCACGGUGCCUUUCAAGAAGGACCCGAUGUUUGUGGGCCGUGAAGCCGUUAUCAGUGCGAUCAAGGAAAAACAUGGGGCGAUCGGCCAGCGUCACGAGCGGGCGGCAUUGGUCGGAUUGGCCGGCGUUGGAAAAACCCAGACAGCCAUCGAGUACUCUUAUCGCAUACGAGAAUCCACACCCGACACGUGGGUUUUUUGGAUUCACGCGAGUAGUGCGGCGCGGUUGGAACAGGGCUACCAGCAGAUUGCCGCAGUCGCGGAGAUUCCGGGACGAGACAAUCCGAAGACGAACAUCCUCCAGCUCGUGUAUCACUGGCUGAGUGAUCCACGCAAUGGGCGCUGGCUGAUGGUGUUAGAUAAUGCGGAUGACGAUGGCAUCUUCUUCAGUGAUAAUACAUCCGACGAACGAAGGCCACUAGUGAGCUUCCUGCCGCAGGCCGCCCAUGCAUCAAUGCUGAUCACAUCGCGAAACGGUCUUGCGGCGCGGAAUCUGGUGGGGAACGAUGGUCAUGUGAUCGAGGUUCAGCCAAUGAGUGAGGAAGAGUCCCUCGCCCUUUUACAGACGAGGAUUCCUGGCCCCCAAUCUGGAGAGACUGGAGAGGACGAGAAGGCACUGGUCCAGGCACUUGAAUAUAUCCCGCUAGCUAUUACACAGGCAGGGUCAUAUAUUACGAACCGAUUUUCUCGGGUCACGGUCUCCCGGUACCUUCAGUUAUUCCGUGAAAGCGAGUCAAACCAGACACAUCUUCUGCAGCAUGAGGACGCCAAAGACCUCCGGCGGGACCCCAGUAUUCGGCAUGCGGUGAUUACCACAUGGCAGCUAUCCUUCGAGCAAAUUCAUCAGGACCGGCCGGCGGCGACGGAUUUACUGGCAUUAAUGAGCAUGUUUGAUCGGCAAGGGAUCCCGGAAGGCCUCGUCCGUGGGGAUGGUGAUGGGCUCCAAUUUGAAGACGCAUUGGCGCCGUUGAUCAGUUAUUCACUUAUUCGGGUUGAACUUAAAAAAGGGUCAUUUGAUAUGCACCGGCUUGUACAGUUAUCGGUCCGGACAUGGCUAGAGGUUCACCGCGAGCUGGCACAGUGGCAAGAAAAAUCGCGAGCUAUCAUGGCAGAGAUAUUUCCAGACGGACAGUACGAGAGCUGGACUGAAUGUCAGAGGCUGCUUCCGCAUGCGAAAGAGGUGAUAAAGUCGAUAUCUACCCAACAUGAAGAGGAUCGACUGAAUACGGCCACCCUAUUAUCGAAUUGUGGUUGGUUUCAAGAUCUCCAAGGGUACUACGAAGAAGGGGAAACGAUGCAUCGACGGGCGCUGGAAGCACGAGAGGAUGUGCUUGGACACGAGCAUCCUGACACGCUCACCAGUGUCAGUCUCCUUGGCUCAGUGCUCUCCAGCCAAGGGAAAUAUGAAGAGGCGGAAGUGAUGCAUCGACGGGCGCUGGAAGCACGAGAGGAUGUGCUUGGACACGAGCAUCCUGACACGCUCACCAGUGUCAGUUACCUUGGCAAUGUGCUCUCCAGCCAAGGGAAAUAUGAAGAGGCGGAAGUGAUGCAUCGACGGGCGUUGGAAGCACGAGAGGAUGUGCUCGGCCGUGAGCAUCCUGACACGCUCACCAGUGUCAGUAACCUUGGCAAGGUGCUCUCUAGGCAAGGGAAAUAUGAAGAGGCGGAAGCGAUGCAUCGACGGGCGUUGGAAGGGAGUGAGAAGGUGCUCGGCCGUGAGCAUCCCUCCACGCUCACCAGUGUCAGUAACCUUGGCUCAGUGCUCGACAGCCAAGGGAAAUAUGAAGAGGCGGAAGCGAUGCAUCGACGGGCAUUGGAAGGAUAUGAAGAGGUGCUUGGACAUGAGCAUCCUCAUACGCUCACCAGUGUCAAUAACCUUGGCUCAGUGCUCUCUAGGCAAGGGAAACAUGAAGAGGCGGAAGCGAUGCAUCGACGGGCGUUGGAAGGGAGUGAGAAGGUGCUCGGCCGUGAGCAUCCCUCCACGCUCACCAGUGUCAAUAACCUUGGCUCAGUGCUCUCUAGGCAAGGGAAAUCUGAAGAGGCGGAAGCGAUGCAUCAACGGGCGUUGGAAGGAUAUGAACAGGUGCUUGGAUGCGAGCAUCCCUCCACGCUCACCAGUGUCAGUAACCUUGGCUCAGUGCUUGACAGGCAAGGGAAAUAUGAAGAGGCGGAAGUGAUGCAUCGACGGGCGUUGGAAGUACGGGAGAAGGUGCUUGGACGAAAGCAUCCUGACACACUCAUCAGUGUCAGUAACCUCGGCAAUGUGCUCUCCAGCCAAGGGAAAUAUGAAGAGGCGGAGGCGAUGCAUCGACGGGCGUUGGAAGUACGAGAGAAGGUGCUUGGACGCGAUCAUCCUCGUACGCUUACCAGUGUCAGUAACCUCGGCUCAGUGCUUGACAGGCAAGGGAAAUAUGAAGAGGCGGAAGUGAUGCAUCGACGGGCGUUGGAAGUACGAGAGAAGGUGCGCGAACAUCCUCGUACGCUCUCCAGUGCUACGAAACUCAGCUUAGUCCUUGUCAGCCAAGAGAAACAUCAAGAAAGACAAAAGAUGUCGCUGGCCACUUGA